AUGCCUCCCCGCCGAUCAGAACGGUACACACCUGCAAGCGACAGCAGUGAUGAGGAGUCAUUAGAGUCGCGUGGCAACACGCCAUUUAAAGCGCGAGGAAACUAUUUGAUCGACGAGAGCUCGUCCAAGGGGUUGAGGAGCCAGGCGGUCAACCGGUUCAAGCACCUGCUCGGAUUGAGUGACCUGUUCAGGCACUUUGUGGAUCUCCGGGCUCAGCGUGACACCGAAUUCCAAAGUAUCUUGGAUGAUGCAGAAAAAGCAAAUCGAAAACACCGGUCCAGCACCAGCGGGCUUAAAAAUCGGCAGUUUCACCGUCAGGCCGCUGAGGAAGAUAACGAGGGCAACAUGCUCGACGAUGAUUCUGACGACGAGCUUACCGUGUUCACCGAAAGUCCUGCUUUUAUCAAGGGUAAAUUACGUGACUACCAAAUUGACGGUCUUAACUGGAUGAUUUCUCUGUAUCAGAAUUCAUUGUCAGGCAUUCUAGCCGACGAAAUGGGACUUGGAAAGACUCUACAAACCAUCUCCUUCUUGACUUACCUUAGAGAGGUUCGCAAAAUCGUUGGUCCUUAUCUUAUUAUCGUGCCCAAAAGUACUAUUGACAACUGGGCUCGGGAAUUCGCCAAGUGGUCUCCAAAGUUCAACGUGCUCGUUUUAUCGGGCGAUAAACAGUCACGUGCGGAGUUGGUGCGCAAACGCCUCAAGCCUUGCGAUUUCGACGUCUGUAUCACCUCUUUUGAGCUGGUUAUCCGCGAGAAAGCCGCCCUGAAACGUUUCGCUUGGCAGUAUCUGGUGGUCGACGAAGCCCAUCGUAUCAAAAAUGAGGAGAGUAUUCUAAGCCGUAUUGUUCGGUUGUUGUUUUCCCGCAACCGUCUUCUGAUUACCGGAACCCCACUGCAAAACAAUUUGCAUGAGCUAUGGGCUCUUCUUAACUUUCUACUGCCUGAUGUCUUUGCUGACUCUGAGGUGUUUGAUGAGUGGUUUCAAUCGGAGAAUGAGGACCAAGAACGUGUUGUUGAGCAACUCCAUCGUUUGUUACGCCCGUUUUUGUUGCGGCGAGUCAAGAACGACGUCGAGCGUAGUCUGCUACCCAAAAAGGAGAUCAACCUGUAUGUCGGUAUGACCGAUAUGCAAAUUCAGUGGUACCAAAAGCUUCUUGAGAAAGAUCUUGAUGCGAUCAAUGGCAAUGAUAAGCGGUCAGGUGAGUCUAAGAUGCGACUGUUGAACGUCGUUAUGCAACUCAGAAAAUGCUGCAACCAUCCUUAUUUAUUCGAAGGAGCCGAGCCGGGUCCUCCUUUCACAACCGAUGAGCACAUUAUCACCAACAGUGCCAAAAUGGUGGUUUUAGAUAAGCUUCUUGCUCGUUUGAAAGAGCAGGGUUCUCGUGUUUUGAUCUUUUCCCAAAUGAGCCGCAUGCUUGAUAUUCUUGAAGAUUACUGCAGUUUCAGAGAUUACGAGUACUGUCGCAUCGACGGUAGUACAGAGCAUGAGGACCGCGUGGAGGCAAUCGACGAGUUCAACAAGCCUGGCAGUAAAAAAAUGAUUUUCCUUUUGACAACUCGUGCCGGUGGUCUUGGAAUUAAUUUGACCACCGCCGAUCAAGUUGUAUUGUACGAUUCAGACUGGAAUCCUCAGGCUGAUUUACAGGCCAUGGACCGUGCUCAUCGCAUUGGCCAGACCAAACAGGUCGUUGUUUAUCGAUUUGUUACUGAAAACGCCAUUGAAGAAAAGGUUCUAGAGCGGGCAGCUCAAAAAUUGCGAUUAGAUCAACUGGUCAUUCAACAGGGUCGCAGCAGCCAGCAAGAUAAGGCCAAACAGGCAGCCAGUAAGGAAGAGCUUGUGGACAUGAUCAGACAUGGAGCUCAAAACGUGUUUGACCAAAACAAGGGUACGUUUGUGGACGAAAGCAUCGAUGAUAUCAUUCGAAAUGGUGAGUCCAGAACCAAAGAGCUCAAUGUCAAGUAUUCAGCCCUUGGUCUAGAUGAGCUCCAAAAGUUCACUUUCGACCAUCCGACUCAAGCAAUUGUCAGUCGCCAUCAGGCUAGUGCUGAAGGGAGCGACACUGAACAUGUUCGUCACCGCCGUGAGCGCAAGGAAUUGGUAUACUCUGCAGAUGGACUGGAGAAGGUGAGAUUGUCGAGACCUCCGCGACAGGUGCCUAUUGUGGACUAUCAGUUUUUCCCUCCCGAACUAGAGCAGCUGCAGGAAAAAGAGAUGACUUAUUAUCGCAAGCAGGUGGGUGUGCGAGUGUCCACCGAAGAUUUCAGUGACGAGGACGAAGAAGCUUGCGAACAGAUGAACCGUGAAAUCGAAGCUGCCGAGCCUCUAACUGAGGAAGAACAAGCUCGUAAAGAAGAGCUUGUCAACGAAGGGUUCCCUAUGUUUACAAAGCGCGACUUUCAUCACUUUUUGCAUCUUGCAGCCAAGCAUGGACGCGACGGUAUUGAUGCAAUCGUGGGAGAGUGGUCCGAAAAGGACGAGGCCACUGUGCGCCGGUACCACAAAGUCUUCUUUGAGCGGUUCAAGGAAUUGAACGAUUAUGAACGCUACAUGGCUCAAAUUGAGGCCGGCGAGAGUCGAUCCCGCAAACAAAACCACCAGUUUGAGAUUCUUAAAAAUAAAGUCACUGGCUGUCGGGCACCUCUUAGUGAAAUGCAGAUUACCUACCCUUUGAGUAAUGUGCGUCGAUCCUACAACGAAGAUGAGGACCGGUUUUUGCUGGUAGCAAUGUACGAACUGGGUCUAGACACUCCAAACUUGUUUGAAGAAAUCCGGACUCGAAUCAGGACUAGUGGACUAUUUGACUAUGACUGGUUCUUUAUGUCGCGGUCCGCUGUUGAAAUCAGCCGCCGCUGCAGCACGCUGCUGCUGAUUAUCACGCGAGAGGUAGACGGUCCCAGCGCCCUCAAACGCAAGUCCCGAAAGGAAGCAGUUGAAAGCGACGAGGAGGUCGAUGAAACGCCUCGCCGCAAGGGACGACGAAAGCGGACGGAAAGAGCGGCUACAGAAGAAUUUAGCGAAUAA
Messenger RNA from Wickerhamiella sorbophila, 3024 nucleotides. Its product is annotated as ISWI chromatin-remodeling complex ATPase ISW2. The transcript has a single exon. Lineage: Eukaryota; Fungi; Ascomycota; Dipodascomycetes; Dipodascales; Trichomonascaceae. Gene Ontology annotation, biological process: regulation of transcription by RNA polymerase II; nucleosome organization. Gene Ontology annotation, molecular function: ATP binding; ATP hydrolysis activity; DNA binding. The record is from RefSeq and is a predicted model, not a curated record. Gene Ontology annotation, cellular component: chromatin; nucleus. The coding region runs from base 1 to 3024 and encodes 1007 amino acids.